Messenger RNA from Rhinopithecus roxellana (golden snub-nosed monkey), 1330 nucleotides. RefSeq names its product pyridoxal kinase (gene PDXK). The transcript has 11 exons. Gene Ontology annotation, molecular function: pyridoxal kinase activity. The record is from RefSeq and is a predicted model, not a curated record. Gene Ontology annotation, cellular component: cytosol. Bases 198 to 1136 code for a protein of 312 amino acids. NCBI's taxonomy places the organism in Eukaryota, Metazoa, Chordata, Mammalia, Primates, Cercopithecidae. Gene Ontology annotation, biological process: pyridoxal 5'-phosphate salvage.
CUCGCGGGUUCGGAGCCGCCCGCUGAGGUCAGAAGGAGGCGUCUGCGCCGACCUGGGCCCUGCACGCCAGAGCCGGAGUCGGAGCCGAGGGGAGCAGAGGUCGGAGCCCGAGCCCGAACCGAGCCGAGCCGGAGCCCGAGCGAGCGGCGGAGACCGUGGCCCCGCCUCGGCCCCGCGCCGCCGCGGCCAGGCCCGGCAUGGAGGAGGAGUGCCGGGUGCUCUCCAUACAGAGCCACGUCGUCCGCGGCUACGUGGGCAACCGGGCGGCCACGUUCCCGCUGCAGGUUUUGGGAUUUGAGGUCGAUGCGGUGAACUCUGUCCAGUUUUCAAACCACACAGGCUAUGCCCACUGGAAGGGCCAAGUGCUGAAUUCAGAUGAGCUGCAGGAGUUGUACGAAGGCCUGAAGCUGAACAACGUGAAUAAAUAUGACUACGUGCUCACAGGUUAUACGAGGGACAAGUCGUUCCUGGCCAUGGUGGUGGACAUUGUGCGGGAGCUGAAACAGCAGAACCCCAGGCUGGUAUACGUGUGUGAUCCAGUCUUGGGUGACAAGAGGGAUGGCGAAGGCUCGAUGUAUGUCCCGGAGGACCUCCUUCCCGUCUACAAAGAAAAAGUGGUGCCGGUUGCAGACAUUAUCACGCCCAACGAGUUUGAGGCCGAGUUACUGAGUGGCCGGAAGAUCCACAGCCAGGAGGAAGCCUUGGCGGUGAUGGACAUGCUGCACUCUAUGGGCCCCGACACCGUGGUCAUCACCAGCUCCAACCUGCCCUCCCCGCAGGGCAGCGACUACCUGAUUGUCCUGGGGAGCCAGAGGAGGAGGAAUCCCGCUGGCUCUGUGGUGAUGGAACGCAUCCGGAUGGACAUUCGCAAGGUGGACGCCGUCUUUGUGGGCACUGGGGACCUGUUUGCUGCCAUGCUCCUGGCGUGGACACACAAGCACCCCAAUAACCUCAAGGUGGCCUGUGAGAAGACCGUGUCUGCCUUGCACCACGUUCUGCAGAGGACCAUCCAGUGUGCAAAAGCCCAGGCCGGGGAAGGAGUGAAGCCCAGCCCCAUGCAGCUGGAGCUGCGGAUGGUGCAGAGCAAAAGUGAAAUCGAGGACCCGGAGAUCGUCGUCCAGGCCACGGUGCUGUGAGGGCCGCGCCGCUCACCCAUGAUGCGCAGCACGUUGGUGUCUCCAUGUUUGUCCCUGUGAAAACAUGUAACGUCUGCCUUAGAGCCAUGACCGAAACUUGAUAUUUUUUUCUUUCAUGAGUGUCUGGCAUCUGCUGGUCUUCAUUGUGAAAUGUGCCAGUCGUGCUUUGUGAAAAUAACAAAGCGGUCACAGAA